CUCGCAGGGUGAUGGGGCGGGGCCGCCGGCUGCAAGCGGGGAGCGCCCGGCGAGGCGAGCGCGGCGGAUUGGAAAGCCGAGCUCCGCUCUGUCAGGAUGCUGCGGGCAGGAGAACCUACCGCUGGCUUGUUCCGGACAGGAGAAGUCCACACCGGGACAACCAUCAUGGCGGUGGAGUUUGACGGGGGUGUCGUGGUGGGUUCUGAUUCCCGGGUGUCGGCAGGAGAAGCCGUGGUGAACCGGGUGUUUGACAAGCUGUCGCCUCUGCACCAGCGCAUCUACUGUGCCCUCUCUGGCUCCGCUGCUGACGCCCAAGCCAUAGCCGACAUGGCCGCCUACCAGCUGGAGCUGCACGGGUUGGAACUGGAGGAGCCGCCCCUUGUUCUGGCUGCCGCAAAUGUAGUAAGGAAUAUCACCUACAAGUACCGUGAGGACUUGUCGGCGCAUCUCAUGGUAGCUGGCUGGGACCGACGUGAGGGGGGCCAGGUGUAUGGCACCAUGGGAGGAAUGCUGAUCCGACAGCCCUUUGCCAUCGGCGGCUCCGGCAGUACCUACAUUUACGGUUAUGUGGACGCAGCAUACAAAGCAGGCAUGACCCCCGAGGAGUGCAGGCGCUUCACCACCAACGCCAUCGCUCUGGCCAUGAACCGUGACGGCUCCAGUGGGGGUGUCAUCUACCUGGUCACCAUUACGGCUGCUGGCGUGGACCAUCGAGUAAUCCUGGGAGAUGAGCUGCCAAAAUUCUACGAUGAGUGACUCGUCCCCAGACUUCCCUGUCAUGGAACCAGACGCUGGUGUCGUGGACGGAAAGUGAAAUGGGCAUCAGAAAGAAACAGGGUGGGGAGCGGAGCUUCCUCCCCGACCCAGAUAGCAGAGAGACCUUUUCAUUCCUUUUUUAAAAUAAACUUUAUUAUUAAAAAAAA
Messenger RNA from Peromyscus leucopus (white-footed mouse), 923 nucleotides. It is a transcript of the gene Psmb9, whose product is annotated as proteasome 20S subunit beta 9. NCBI's taxonomy places the organism in Eukaryota, Metazoa, Chordata, Mammalia, Rodentia, Cricetidae. The coding region runs from base 97 to 756 and encodes 219 amino acids. Gene Ontology annotation, molecular function: threonine-type endopeptidase activity. Gene Ontology annotation, cellular component: proteasome core complex. The record is from RefSeq and is a predicted model, not a curated record. The transcript is spliced from 6 exons.